Messenger RNA from Crotalus tigris (Tiger rattlesnake), 2381 nucleotides. It is a transcript of the gene CCDC175, whose product is annotated as coiled-coil domain containing 175. Lineage: Eukaryota; Metazoa; Chordata; Lepidosauria; Squamata; Viperidae. The record is from RefSeq and is a predicted model, not a curated record. The coding region runs from base 292 to 2280 and encodes 662 amino acids. The transcript is spliced from 20 exons.
CCGGUUGUCAUAGUAACCGCCCGCGCGGUCUGGCUCGGUGGUGAUGGCGCCUCCUCCUCACUCGUCCCGCUGUUCCGAGUCUGCGGCAGCAGCGCUGAAACAUCUGCAAGGCGUGGGAAAAGGAAAGAAAAGAUACAAUUGAACUGUUGGAAGAAGAGACCAUAAAAAACUGUAAUCUCCGUAUCAGAGUCAAGAGAUUCCCAGCAAUUGUUAUGAAAGAAUUUGAAGAACUUGUGGCUGCUGCCCAUCGAUUUCAUCUUAACAAGUUAAGAGAAGUAGAAGCUUCUGUGAAUGAAACUAUUGCUGCAGUACAAGAGGUGUACACAAAGCAGAUGCUCUUUGAAGAACAAAACGAAACGCUGUGUGUUCCACAUGGGGUUGUCCUUAGAAAGCAUUUGGAAGGUAGAGCUGCUACAAAGUAUGAUAGUUGAACAACAUAAGGAGCAAGAUCAAACAUGGGAGAAAUAUGAUGAAGUUGUCCAAUUACUAAACCAGCAAAUGGCUGCAAGACAUUCUAUGAACAUUAAAAUAAAUGAACUUCGUAAUAUGACAAAAAAAGAAGAAGAAGAAACUGUCAUGGAAGGGAUUGCCAUUGAAGAUCUAAAGAAACUAAUGGCUAGAGAAGCUCUUCAGUUUAAAGAAAACAAAGCAUUGUUAGAGCUACAGAUUGAAGAACUUCGGGAAAAACUUCAGAUGAAAAAACAGGAGGUUGCAGAAAGGAAGACAGAAUUUGAAAGGUUGCUUAAAAUACUAUGUCAUUUACAGCAGAAAGUUUCACAUCAUAAUCGGAUUGUCACUGAUUUGAAAAAGGAAUUAGAAGAAAUGUUUAAAAACAUCAAAGAACUAAUAAAAGAGUUUGAGAAGAAAAAGGCUGAGAAAGAGGAGCUUAUUAAAAAAAAGCUUGGUCUUCAGGACAAUCUAGUUUCAUUAGAUGCAGAUUUUGAUGAAGACAAAGAACAUUUGCUACAGCAGCUAGAGGAGAUUAACAGGAAACUACAAGAACUUCAGGAAGUCUAUCAAAAAGUCAAAGAGGAAAAUGAUAUUCUUAAUAUGCAGUACCAAAUGUUAACAAGUGAAGAAGAUCAUUUUCGCUCUGAAAGAGACAAGCUAACAGCAGAAUUUGAAAAGUUAUCCAACUGGCUCACAGAAAGACUUGACUAUAUGGCAAAGCGUGUAAUAGAGACAAAAAAUACACAGGAUGAGCUGGAUGAAAUCCAGGAUGUAUAUGACUCUACACAUAGUAGCUAUGCAAGAGAACUGGCACUUUUAGAAGCAUCGUUGAAAAAGGAAAGUGAUAAAAGAGAUGCGUUUCAGAUCGAACUUAACAAAAUUACAACUGUCUUUGAAAAUUUACUGGAAGCCAAUGAACUAUUUCUGAGCGAAUCAAUGCAAAACCUUGAAGCUCUGAAAAAAUCGUAUAAUAAGUUAAAAAAGGAGAAUGAACGUCUCAAUAAAGACAUAAAGAAGUAUACUGAGCGUCUGAAACAUCUCACUUCCAAACUGCAAAAAAAAGAAGCCUAUUAUAAGAAACAUGAUGCUGAAUUAACAACAGAAAUUGAAAAAAUUGAGGAAGAAUACAACUCUAAAACAAAACGUAUGGAAGAAAUGGAAGAAAAACUACAAAAGAAUGUUCCUCUCGCUGAUGAAUUGCAAAAAGAAUUAGAAGAAAUAAGCACCAAUUACACAAAACAAAAGGAAAUGUAUAAUGAAUUACGAGAUGAAGAAAGCGCACUUAAAGCAGGCAUAGAGCAAUCAUUAAGGGAAAUUACGAGACUUGAAAGACAAAAGAUAACUGCAAAGACUGAACUCAAGAGGAGCAGAGAGAUAGCAUUUGAGCAACUGACAAGUUCUACAUUUUCUGUUAAGUUUAUUGAGAGAGACAACUAUGAAAUAGAUAGAAUGAUCUUCAUUUUGAAGGGAGAGAAUGCCCGGUUAAGAGCUGGCAUUGCAUAUCUCAAAGAAGAUAUCUCCACAAUAGAUGAGGAGGCAAAGAUCUAUCAGUCAAAGAGGCAACAAAUCCAGAGUGGUAAAAAAGUUCUUUAUGAAUUGUUUGUCAAGAAGUGGAUAAAGGAUGAACAUCUACAAAAGAUAUUUUUUAAGUACCAGCAUGAGCUCCUGAUUAUUCUGGAAGAAUAUGUCAGAAGAAAUACAAAGAGAAAUAUUAAGCUUGACUAUGUUCAUGAAGGACUACAGCUAAACUAUGAAGAGAUGGAUUCUCUGUUAAGAAGCAAAUCUUUGCCAGAUGCCGACAAAAUCAAAACAGACUACAACACCUUAUAAACUGAAGCUAGAAAACUGAAUCUUUUAUUCUUCUAUGAAUAUACAUUCAAAGAUGUGAGAAAAUACUGUGCUGUGAAAUCAAUAAAUAAUACUGUUUUCAA